AAUGCAGAGAGUGUAAGCACAAAACAAAGUGAGGCCACACAAGAACAAGAGUGAUCGAGAGAAACCCACAAAAAUUUUUCUUUUUCAUUGUGUUCUAGCAAAGAUUUCUUCUUCUUCUUCUUAUUCCUCUUUCCCUUUCUCAAUUCCCCGCUUCUUUGAAUCCCAUUCUGUAAAUCUUCUGUCUUUCAAGAAAAUUUGAUAAAGUUGAAAUCUUUGUUCCUCAAAGCAGUGUGUAAAUCUUUUGAAAGUCAGGUGGUUCAGAAUAGAGAUCCGGGUUUUUUUUUUUUGUUUUUAAUUGUGUUAUAAGUUUUUAAUUUCAUCAACUUGAAGAGGGUUUAUUUUUAGUCCCUUCAAAGUUGAUAAUCUAAUUUUGGUUUGUGCCAAAACAAAACUUCCUUUUUUUUUCUUUUUCUCAAUCUGGGUUUUCUUUUGGUUUUUGUUUAUAAAGAACUAGUAUUAUUGCCUGCUCUUGAAUUUUGUUGAGUACAGGAUUUCUAGGUAUGGCAGCAGCUAUAGAUUUUUACAGUAGCAGUACAACACCAUCAGUUUUCUCAUUUAUAGAUCCAGGUAGAGAAGAAUUAUUGAAAGCACUUGAACCUUUUAUGAAAAGUGCUUCUUCACCUACCUCUACUUCUUAUAAUUCUUCUUCUUCUUCAGUUUCUCAUUCUACUUCCUCUGAUUCUCUUUCUCCUUCACCAUUUUAUUUCCCUUCUUAUCCUUCUUAUGACUCUUCAAUUCCAACCAUGUAUCCUGAUUUCUGCUCUCCAUUGAGUACCCAUCUAUUUUCUCAAGGGUUCUCUGGUUAUAACCAAUUGGGUUUUGAGCAAACAGGUUCAAUAGGCCUUAACCACCUUACCCCAUCUCAAAUCCUCCAAAUCCAAGCCCAAAUCCACCUUCAACAACAACAACAAAUAGCAAAUCUUGCCACAAAUUCGAACUUAAUCCAUAAUGACAAAAAACUCAAGCACUUAGCUCCAAAGCCUGUUCCGAUGAAACAAUCUGCCUCUCCUCCAAAACCAACAAAACUAUAUAGAGGAGUAAGGCAGAGACAUUGGGGCAAAUGGGUAGCUGAGAUUAGACUUCCUAAGAACAGAACAAGACUUUGGCUUGGCACUUUUGACACAGCUGAAGAAGCUGCUUUGGCUUAUGACAAGGCAGCUUAUAAGCUAAGAGGUGAAUUUGCUAGGCUUAACUUUCCUCAUCUUCGCCACCAAGGUGCUCAUGUUUCUGGUGAAUUUGGUGACUACAAACCUCUCCAUUCCUCUGUUGAUGCUAAGUUGCAAGCUAUUUGUCAAAGCUUGGCUAACUCUCAGAAACAAGGGAAAUCAGGAGAGUCUAGUUCAGUUGCUGAUUCAAAAGCAAACACGUCAGCUUAUUUGCAGGCAAAGAAGGAACAAGAUUGUUCUAUGAAAAGGGAAAUUGAGGAUUAUAAGGUGGAGGCUAUUCCCACAGGAUCACCAGUAGCACCAGCUUCUUCUUCUGAUGAAUCAUCUGCCGGUUCUUCUUCACCUCAGUCUGAAAUCUCAUUCUUGGAUUUCUCUGACUCCUCUUCACAGUGGGACGAGUCUGAGAACUUCUGCUUGGAGAAGUACCCUUCAGUGGAGAUUGACUGGGCAUCUCUUUAAAGUUUCAAUCAUUAUAUAAUCUUUUUUUUUUUCUUUUUCUUUUUUCUCUUUGGGUGUCUUUAGGUGGCUUCUGCAAUGAAGUUUUUGGCAUUUGCAGAGCUGCAAUUAGGGGGGGUCAGCUGCAGUUCUAGUACUAGUUCUAGAUUAUCAUGUAUGAAAGUAGUUGGUCAUAUGUUGUAUGUCAAUAUUGUAAGAGCUGAUCUCUCUAAUCUUGGUCUUGCUGGUACUUUUUUUCCUUGCUUGACCAUGGGAGGGCUUCUUUGUAAGCUUUGUGUUUGUAAUUUUAGGUCAUUGUAAUUAAGCAUCAUCUUUUGAAUAUAUUAAUGAAGUGCUUUUUAAUA
Messenger RNA from Ricinus communis (castor bean), 1966 nucleotides. Its product is annotated as ethylene-responsive transcription factor RAP2-4. The record is from RefSeq and is a predicted model, not a curated record. Gene Ontology annotation, biological process: regulation of DNA-templated transcription. Bases 501 to 1625 code for a protein of 374 amino acids. NCBI's taxonomy places the organism in Eukaryota, Viridiplantae, Streptophyta, Magnoliopsida, Malpighiales, Euphorbiaceae. The transcript has a single exon. Gene Ontology annotation, molecular function: DNA-binding transcription factor activity; DNA binding.